Molecule: messenger RNA, 7030 nt
Organism: Aspergillus melleus
Lineage: Eukaryota; Fungi; Ascomycota; Eurotiomycetes; Eurotiales; Aspergillaceae
Product: putative Rho guanyl nucleotide exchange factor
Exons: 1
Coding region: 594-5273 (1559 amino acids)
Biological process (GO): intracellular signal transduction
Molecular function (GO): guanyl-nucleotide exchange factor activity
Source: RefSeq, a predicted model, not a curated record
CGUGCAAACGUUGCUGUCCCGCCCGUCUCACCACCCUUGCCCUUCUCUUCUCUUCUCUUCUCUCUUUUCUUCUCUAUUUUCUUCUCUAUUUUCCUUUCGGUCUCUCUUUCUCCUUCCCUCCGUGCUGUUUUCUAUUAUUAUCACUUCCCGCUACUUCCUUCGUCCUAGUUACUUUUCCUCCCCUCCGUCCUCGUCAAACCGCCCGCUAUCGAGUACAAGAAUAGAUUCUGGGGUUUCCGAAGCACAGACCCAGGAUUGCUCCGCUGAUUUGGUGGUCUCAUCUUGUCUCAAUCAUGACCCCCUACUGGGGUAGUGCUACCCGGUGAUGAUUGCUUUGUAGUUCUGGCCGGUCCAUCUGCAACCUCAUCUGUGGCCUACCAGGUGUGAACAACGCAUCGCGAGACUUAGUUCCCUCCGCCAGGAAGCAUUGCCGCCAACCAACCCGUUGGGAGAAAAUCAAAGGGUGAGAAUUAAGAGAAUUGGGGGAAAAAAAGAAAAGAAGAAAAAAAAAGGAAAAAAAAAAAAUCUCCUCCCUCUCUCCUCCCAGGUCGGAGCACAAAUUUCCUCUUGACUACCUGCCUGAAGAAUGCAAGAUGUCCGGCAGCGAUGUCGAGCACGUUUCUUGCUUUCUCAAAGGCAACCCUCAUCAGCCCCGGCACCAAUCCUCUCCGACUCCUGACGACGAUUACUUUUACGACGCUCCAUCACAUACCGUAUCGCUUAUCGCGCCGGCUUCACCUCCCGUUCCUUCCCUAGCAAGUACCACCACAUACACCGAGCAGCCGCGUCUCACAAGCUCACAAGCCUUCCGCAUACCUACCGACCUAUCCUCGACCGACUACCCCGAAAGUUGCGGUCGAGAUUCCCCCGACCCUGACGACUUUUAUCGCCCGCAUCAGACUUCAUUGGCUGUGGAAGAUGGUGUUGGCGUUGACCCGGACGCUACCUUGAUGGUCGGAGUCAAGAACAACGACGCCGCAGAGAAACGUCCCGCGCUUUCUCAGCGUAUCUAUUCCUUACCAACCCACCCGCCAAACGUGACGUCUGCAAGCCGAGAGCCAUAUCGUUCAACGUCGGACUCGUCUUAUCGCGGGGUCGGAUUGAAUGCUACUAAGGGUCCUUCGGUGAGGGCAUCCACCGCAAGGUCAAGACAGACCUCUUUCAAGGAUCUGAUAAACAAGUUCAACAACAACGUCGAUCAAGUCUUGCCCGUUCCAACCGCAUCGACACCGAUAUCCCGUGAACCCUCGAGGGCCGCCAGCCCAGCCAGUCCGGUGGAUCCGUCUUUCCGACCCAAACCUUUAUCCUAUCGCCGUGGUACCUUCGAUUCCCUCCCAGACACGAACGAGUGCUCUCGAUUAAACUCGCCGUUGACCUCGGGUCAAGCUUCCUCCGACCUCAUUCCCCCUCCAUUGAGGAAAUACCCCGAGGGCCCUUCGUUGACGCCCUUGCAGCCGGCGGAGUCGCAGCCUCGGCGGCCUGUAUUUGGUGAAUUGCUCUCAGUCGACACGGGCUUCCGGGAUUCGGGAUAUGGACAACCGUCGCCUUUGCGACGUCGAGGUUCUGAAGGGAGCGUUCCGAGUCCAAACCCCGCGCUCCUCGACCAACUCGAGCCGCCGUUCAGCUUCUCGCCACUGACCCCGACUGCGUGGUAUUUGGGAAAGACGCCAUUUCUUGAGGCCGUGAACAACGGUGCUAACCCGAACAGUCACCGAAGGGUCAGGAGUGAUCUCUCUGGACACUGGCUCGGAGGUGCGCCCGCGCCCCCUUCUGAAUCCCACAUGGCGGUCUCGGGCCCCUUGCAGCCGCACCCUGAACCGCCGUUGGAAAGCCCACAUUCCAAAUCCCGCAUUCCUAUCUCGUCUCGCCGCCUGAAUUCGGCGUCGGGCUCGGAAGCUUCCUCGCCUACCGCCAGUCCAACUUUCGGCAACCGGUCUCCCGCUCAAAUUCCACUGCCUCCGAAAGGUGUUAGCCGUCUUCCCAAACCGGCGCUCAAAUCUGCUCGUGACAUUCCCGACGAUGGCCAAGCAGCGUUUGCGUUGUCACCACGGGCCAGGAGGGAAAUGGCCCACGGUCGGUCGCGUCAUCAACAUCCCGCGAAAGGCGCUCUUCUGGAGGCAUACAUAGCUGCUCCUCCCCCGAAGAAAUCGCCGCCGCUACGUAGCUCACGACCCCGUCAGCCCGUGUCGCAUGCGCCUCCCUCGUCACGAUCGAAGGUAGUGGAAACCGUGUCAAAUUUCCAAAAUCAAAUAAACCGCGACCGUGAUCCGCGAAACCUACGACAACGGAGGCUGCCGGAGCUGGGAAAUGUGGAUUUCGCGACUCGACGACACCGAAUCCAGCAGGCCUUUAAUCGCACGGUUCAGGAGAAUGAGCAGAAGGAGGAGAGGGCUGCCGAACUUCGCCGUCAAGUCAAAUCCCAGGACGACCGGACAGAGCGUCCACGGACCCCUACUACUUCGACCUCGUUUCUACAUGAGAAUCCGCAGCCGCAAACACCUCCACAGCCUGAUGACACUGCGACCGUGAUAGAUGAAUCGACGCAGACUUGCCAUGAGGAGGAGCAUCCGAUUUCUGGAACGGGGCCAGCGCGAGCGACCCCUCAACUCCAUGUUGAUACCGAUGUUGGCGUGCAGGUGAACCAGGGCGACAGUACUGAAGAUCAUCCGGUGACGAUGGAUUCCCCAACAUUGGGACAUGCGAUCAUCGCAAGCAAUGGGCAAGAUGCCGAUCCCAAACUAUCCGGCCUGCCGGCCUCUGCUGUCACGUCGACAUCGGACGAGACGCACGUUACUGCUUUUGACCCGGAGCCUCAGGCGGAACUUUCUCGACAGAAUCUUCACGCCUCGCACAGGACGCUUUUGAGUCAGAUCAUGCAGACCCGCGAGUCCAGUCCCAGUAGCUCCUCGUGCGACGAACCGGACCUCAGCUAUUCCGACAAUGAUGAUAAGGAGUCCAUACCGAUCAUGUUGCGGGAUGCCUUGGGUCUAGAGGACUCGAUGGACAGCAGCGAUAAUCAAGGGUCUUGCGACCUUUACAUGAAGCAAGACCCCACUGCCAGCGAGCCACCAAACAGGUGGAGCUUGAGUUCGUGGUCAUCCUCUCUUCAGAACCAACAUUCCACAGAUGAUCAAUGUGAGGGUAGUGGAGAUGACCUCUCCCACGCUCAACACUCGGCCGAUGAUUGCGAAAUAGCCACCACUCAGUCGUGCUCUGCCGCCUCCAGCACGCCCGCUUCUGUCGCCGGGGACCAUCAACUCCCAUUCUCAUCAUCAUCGAACCUGAUCAACAACACGGCGCCUCAAAUGAACCAUGAAGGCACACCGACCCGAAACGCUUAUAGAUAUUCCAAUGCGCCGAGUCUAGCAAGACUGGGUGGCUGGGACUCCAGGCGGGUUACUCAGCUUUACUUUGAAGAACUCGCGCGUGGCAGAGGCCAUAAUCUUCCCAUGCCGGCAGUCCGUGCUACGCCAGAACCCAGGCAGUCAGACAACAAGAGUGAUAGCUUGGGUGAUGAUGCGGUCGUGGUAUCCCGACCCGAGGACUUACCAUCGGAACGCAUAGGCCACAGUGCGAGCCUCGUAUUGCGGGACGAUUGGGAACAUGCAUCGCCGUCGAUCAUGGAUUGGAUGCAGAUCGCUGCCCACAACGAGUCCGGCCCGAAGGACCAGAUCGGCGAGAGUACCAAGUAUGAAGGUGAUCCUACUCCUCGCAUUGUAACCCCCAGCACCCAAGGGCCCCGUCCUGAGGAUGGCACCGAUGAAGGUCUUGGCCUAGCCAUCAACGUUCGAUCCUCUUUGGAACGCGAUUCCAGCCAAACAAAUCCUCCUGCACCGAACCAUGAACCUCCUCUGCCGCCUUCAUCUGUGGACGCAAAUGAAGACGGCACUGUGCCCCAGCAGGCUUCCACUUUCUCGCCCGGGAUGGUUUCCGCCAAAGCUUCCUUGAGUACUUUUGCGAGCGGCGCUUUCGCCCCACUGGGUCCGGUCCAGAGCAGCGGUAGCAGCGGUGAUUCAUCUCUUCGACGCGUUGAUCGUCCGCAUUCUCCCCAUGCUUUGGAUUCGUCGGCGACAUCUUUGGUUCCUUCUACUUCAGAACCGCCUCGUACAGAUAAUGCCUCUCCGUCCCCGGACCAACGGCGUCUCAAGAAACGAAAGCACGUCAUCAAGGAACUUGUUGACACUGAAUAUACAUUCGGAAGGGACAUGAAAGUUGUGGACGAUAUCUACAAAGGAACUUCGAGCUCAUGCCUGGAUCUCUCAUCAGAGGAUGUUAAGAUUCUUUUCGCAAAUUCCGACCAAGUUGUGCAAUUUUCCCAGGGUUUCCAAGAUGCACUGAAGGAAGCGGCCAAGAGUGUAUACAUCAUGCCCAAGUCCCAACGGUGGAGCAGCAAACGCAGUCGCAACCACCACGUUCCCCAAACGGACGCCGAUACCCCGACCGGGACUGGAAUAUCAGAGCUGGAGAAAGACACCGCUACUUUUAUCGGCCGGGCAUUCGUUACCAACAUGGCCUACAUGGAAAAGGUCUACGCGGAUUACCUGAGAAACCAUGAUGCCGCCAACAAGAAACUCCAAGCCCUGCAGCGGAAUCCCAAAGUAGCUAUCUGGCUCAAGGAAUGCCGGGAUUGGGCGUCAGACCUCACCACAGCGUGGGAUUUGGAUUCGCUCCUUGUAAAGCCUGUCCAGCGGAUCUUGAAAUAUCCUCUCCUAUUGAGUGAGCUCCUUGACUCGACACCCAGUGAUCAUCCAGAUCGUGCUUCACUUGUAACUGCCCUAGAGGAGGUCACUAAUAUAUCCGUCCGUAUCAACGAGAUGAAGAAGCGCGCAGACCUGGUCGGCCAGGUAGUUGCCCGGAAACGGAAAGAUUCUGAUGUCAGGACGGGCCUCUCGAAAGCUUUUGGGCGCCGCACGGAGAAGUUGAGACAGCAAGUGGGUCUUUCUGAGUUGGUCGAAGACAAGGAGUACGACAAACUUGCCCAGAGGUUUGGAGACAACUUUUUCCAGUUGCAAGUCGUCAUGCGAGAUGCCGAGAUGUAUACCCGCGAGGCCCAAGGAUCGAUUGACUGUCUCAACGAGUUCGUGAUGGCAAUUGAGGGGUUUAUCGACGUAUCCCAAACCAAUUACUCCGAGCUGGAGGGAAAAUGGCGUGAGCUCAAAGUCUGUGUUCAAGACAUCGUGACGACUGCGCUACCGGAACAUGUAAGUAGCAAGGGACUACAUCGUCUCUCUGAUUGUGUUUUGAGGACAAGUUUGCUGACUCGAGAUUUUUAGCUUGCGGUUGUCCGAAAGAGUGUCAUCGAGCCCAUGGUCACCUUAUUGAAAUUACACGAUGGACCGCAAAGGGUGAUGAAGAAACGCGACAAACGCCUGAUGGAUUAUGCUCGAUUCAAGAGCAUCACGGAGCGAGGUGAUAAGCCCGACAAAAAGACCGCGGAACAAGGAGAGCAAUAUGUUGCUCUCAACGAAACACUCAAGGACGAGCUUCCGAAACUAUACUCCCUCACCGCAAAAUUGAUGGAGGCCUGUUUGAAGAAUUUUGUCCAGAUACAAACAACUUGGUUCAAUCGUCUGCAGGAAAAGCUCGCUCCCCUUGUGGACGCAUUCCCGGAGGAUGUUCACAAACUCGUGGAUGACUGGUCGGCAAUAUUCAAUUUCUCCGAGGCACAGGUGUUAUCACUGGGUAUCUGCAAUGGGUCGUUGCUCGCCGAUGCGGUCAAUCUCGUCAAUUUCAAUACCCCCUCGACUGGGGCCACUAUUAGCUCCCCGCGACGCCCAUCCACUGUGAACAGCGUCAGCACCCGUGUCGGAUCUACUAUGGAGGAAGCAUCACCUAAGGCCUCCUAUGAUUUCAGCAGCGGGAUUCAUCCUUUCCAGUCUCCGAGCAUCGACAGUCAAUCACAGCUAUCUCACGGACGCCUGAGAGCUGAUUCGUCCUAUUCUGGUCGCGCUGCUCCGGAGGCACCGGAGAUCCCUCGAAGCCAAAUACUGCAGCAAAUCACAAGCGCAUCGUCCGGCUCCGCGCCUCCUCCCUCCGUCACUCAGACAGAGUCAUUUCCGAGUCUUCCUAGGCUGAGUCUUGAUUCUCCGUUCCUUGCCGAUAUCAUAGGCCCCUCGACUAGUUCGACCAAGCCAGAUGAAGACCAACCAACCUCUCCUGCCGGUCGGUACUCGGGCUUUUUCUCGUCAGCAAUGCCCAUGUCGGACAAUCCCCAAGACGAAAGUGCCCCAACCGAAGCCAGUGCUUCCAAAGAACCGACGGUGCUAUUCCUCGCGGCCAGUAUCUACGAGUUCAAUAUUGACCGAGCGCGACGGGAAGCUGGAUAUCCGUACCUCACCUACGUCGCCGGGGAAAUAUUCGAUGUCAUCGCCGAGAAGGGUGAAUUGUGGCUGGCUAAAAACCAGGACGACCCUACUCAUCAGGUUGGCUGGAUCUGGAACAAACAUUUCGCCAAACUUUCAGGCUAAUAUCUACGAUGCCACGAUGCUUCGCGUUACAUGUUUUCAUAUCAAUGUACAUGUUCCGGAUCGGACUUUUGUUCGGUUUAUUGGCUCUUCCUUGGGUGAGCUCCAUCUAAUAAGUCAACCAAAACCGAAAUCAUUUCGUUGCUAUGUCGUCUGACAAACACGUCUGACUUGCCUUGUUCUCCGGGCGCUCCUUUUCUUUUUUCUUUUUCUGUCUCUUCUUUUUCUUGACCAGUCUUUCUUUCUGCCUUUGAUACCCAGCGUGAUACUAGCCUAGCCCUAUGGCUUUCUCCUCUUACCGAGGCGUUUACCUUGAUAUGCUCUCCUUUGAAUAACUUGCCCCCUUUUUCUUCUUCUAUUUCCUCCACCUUCAUCUUCCGGUUACUUGUCCAGAAUACAUUUGGGGAGUCUUUGUCAGGGCAUUGAAGAAUUGUGCAAAAUGUGUCUUGCGUGGGAUUAUCUAUCUCUGGCAUAUGUGGAAGGAGAAGAAGUGUGGAUAUAUGUACAUUUAGAUACCCCUUGAGUCAAACCAUGACAUCAAUUAAUGCAGUAGAAGCGACUUCAUC